UUUGUCAAAUCUACCUUCUUAUCUCCAAGCAUGGGAUCUCCGAGCUCUCCAAGUAUGAAAGCUUCCAGCUGAUAGUUGACAACCAGAGCGGUCUCCGUCGGGUGAACAUCAAUAGCUCCAGCCCGAAUUUUCCUGGACAAAGGCGUUCUGGUGCAGAUGUGUGAUUUGGCUUUAUCUCAAAUCUCAAUAUUGAUUAUUAAUAAUAAUAAUUAAUUUCACCAAAGUUUGAAUUUGGAGAAUUUUCAAUCUCAAAAUUAUGAUUGCCUUUGGAAUCCUCAUUGUGGUUUUGGUUGCCUCAGCUUUCUCGCAAGAUAUCGCUUGUAUGAAUGGCACCCUGCCCAAUGAAUAUUUGGUGCCUAAUCCCCGUUUAAAGGAUAUUGCUGUUCAGCAUAAAUCAAGAUGCCCCACACAUGCUUCAGUCCGACAUUUCCAAGGCAUUAGCCUGGGAUAUAUUACUCCAUGGAAUAAUCAUGGCUAUGAUAUUGCCAAGUGGUUUGGACACAAGUUUACCCACAUAUCUCCGGUAUGGCUCCAAAUCCUUCAUAAUGCAGAUAUGAAGUAUAAAAUCAGUGGAACUCAUGACAUUGACUCCAAUUGGAUGAGUGAUGUCAAAAAACAUGAUGUUAAAAUGGUUCCAAGAAUUUUAUUGGAUGGAUGGACUCCGCAGCAUAUCCAGGAAUUAGAAGGACAAGCGGCAAGGGAUAAGGUGAUCAAGUUGAUAACAAAUCUUAUAAAGAAAUAUGAUUUUGAUGGCAUUGUACUGGAAGGAUGGAUGCAACUAAUAUCUUCAGGAAAUGUUGUUUCUGCGAUGGAAUUUGUUAAACUUCUUUCCAUCAAGCUGCAAACUCUUAAUAAAGACUUUAUUUUGGUCAUCCCACCAAUUCGUGGGCCACAGACUAUUUUCGGAAACAGACAUUUUGAUCUUCUAGCUGAUACAGUAACAGCAUUUUCAAUUAUGACCUAUGAUUAUUCAAGCAGUCAGAGAAAUCCAGGACCCACUAGUCCAUUGCAGUGGAUGAAGGAGAGUGUUGAGCUUGUAGUUCCCCAAAAUGAGAAUUCUAAAAGAGCAAAAAUACUCCUUGGUAUGAAUUUUUAUGGCUAUCAUUUCACCUCUGGUGGCCCAGAGGCUAUACUCGGCAACCAGUUUGUUGACUUAACAAAAUCAUUAAAGGGUAAAAUGAAGCUUGACCGGGAGUCAGAAGAAAACUUUGUUGAAAUUAAGACAAAGUCAGGAAAGCAUACAAUAUACUAUCCAACUAUAUAUUCCAUCAAGCAAAGAAUUGAGUUGGCAGAAGAGUUAGGAGUUGGCAUUGCCAUUUGGGAGCUUGGGCAAGGCUUGGAUUACUUUUAUGAGCUGCUAUAAAACAUCAAAUCGAAUCCCAUAAAAAUGAAAAUGUAAAUACUAUAGGGGGCUUGCAUUGAUUUUGGUUGAAAAUUGUUAAAAAAAUACUUUAUUUGAUACUACAUAUUGAUACUUGUU
This is a messenger RNA of Frankliniella occidentalis (western flower thrips), 1480 nucleotides long. Its product is annotated as chitinase domain-containing protein 1. Gene Ontology annotation, cellular component: extracellular region. Gene Ontology annotation, molecular function: oligosaccharide binding; chitin binding. Lineage: Eukaryota; Metazoa; Arthropoda; Insecta; Thysanoptera; Thripidae. The transcript is spliced from 9 exons. The coding region runs from base 257 to 1363 and encodes 368 amino acids. Gene Ontology annotation, biological process: carbohydrate metabolic process. The record is from RefSeq and is a predicted model, not a curated record.